AUGGCGGAGCACCUAGCGUCAAUCUUCGGGACGGAGAAGGACCGCGUGAACUGCCCGUUCUACUUCAAAAUCGGCGCUUGCCGUCAUGGCGACCGGUGCUCGCGGCUGCACAACCGCCCGAGCAUUUCGCCGACGCUGCUGUUGUCGAACAUGUACCAGCGCCCUGACAUGAUCACGCCCGGGGUGGACCCGCAGGGGCAGCCCCUGGACCCGCGCAAGAUCCAGCAGCACUUCGAGGACUUCUAUGAGGACAUCUUCAUGGAGCUCGCCAAGUUCGGCGAGAUUGAGAGCCUCAACGUCUGCGACAACCUCGCCGACCACAUGAUCGGCAACGUCUACGUCCAGUUUCGCGAGGAAGACCAGGCUGCCAAGGCACUCCACGCGCUCCACGGACGGUUCUACAACGCCCGCCCCAUCAUCGCCGACUUCUCCCCCGUCACCGACUUCCGUGAGGCCACAUGUCGCCAAUUCGAGGAGAACAGCUGCAACCGCGGCGGAUAUUGCAACUUCAUGCAUGUCAAACUCAUCGGAAGGGACCUCCGCCGGAGGCUCUUUGGUCGCCACUAUCGUGGUGGUGGCGGCUACAACGGGGGAAGCCGGAGUCGAAGUCGUAGCCGCAGCGCGAGUCCUAGGCACCGCCGGGAGAGGCGGGAGAGGGACUCCCGUAGUGGCAGCGGGAGGCGGGAUUAUAGAGAGAGGGACGGCGGUGGUCGCCGUAGACACGCCGAGAGUCCCGCCAGGGAAGGGAGCGAGGAGCGCCGCGCGAGGAUCGAGCAGUGGAAUCGGGAGAGGGAGGAGAAAGAGUGA
Molecule: messenger RNA, 807 nt
Organism: Sphenostylis stenocarpa
Lineage: Eukaryota; Viridiplantae; Streptophyta; Magnoliopsida; Fabales; Fabaceae
Source: the annotation of a GenBank genome assembly